Ruditapes philippinarum (Manila clam) is the source of this 4854-nucleotide messenger RNA. RefSeq names its product RNA polymerase-associated protein LEO1-like. NCBI's taxonomy places the organism in Eukaryota, Metazoa, Mollusca, Bivalvia, Venerida, Veneridae. The record is from RefSeq and is a predicted model, not a curated record.
UAAAAGUGAAGUUAUGGACAUGGUCGACAAAUUUUUUGACGAUGAUGACGAUUUUAACUUUGGCUUUGGAUCAAGAAACAGUAGGUCUAAUGGAACGAGAUACAGCGACAGAAAUUUAUCAUCGAAACGCCGAGAAGAAAAUCCAUAUACAGUACGCGACGAUUUAAGUAAGUACAGGGGAUCUGUAGAGUCAGUAAAUGCUAGCUUAGCACGCUCAGACUAUGCUGCUUCGGACUCUGGCUAUCCUUUAACGGGACGAAGGAGAAAUUUGUCUGAUGUAGACGAAUUUGAUUCCAGUUUUUCAGAUAUUGCGAGCGACACCGGCCAUCGUAGGUUUUCGCGCCAUAAACCUGAAAGAAAUAGUUACUCAAGAAGAAAUGAUCACUCUGAAUUUGAUUCAAGAGCAGCAUCGCGCGCUCACCAAGACGACAAUUAUCGAUACUCACAUUUGUCAGAUAGGAAUACAGCAGUGUCAGCAGACGACAUUUUACAAAGGGCGGGAAAAUCAAUACGCGGUAACAGAGAUACUAACACAUCGAUAUCAGAUCGCAGUGAAAAUACUAAACAUAAAAGGAUAAACAAUUACAAUUUAGAAAGUAGAAAUGACAAUAAGUAUUAUAAUCGAAAGGACGGUGAAUAUUCAAGACUCGGUGACAGUGCGUUUGAGAUGAAUGAUGAAGACAACACGUGUGGUUCAGUAAAUUCGAUGCCGAAUAAUGCAUUUAGAUCACAAUCAUAUCAAGCAGACGACGAGGAGUUAUACACAAGGAGUUUACCAAAUUUAUCUGAAAGUGAACAAAGUAGCCGGAGACAGCAACAUUCGUCUGCUGAUGAUAAACAACAUUGGAAUGACAGACGAAAACGAAUAGAUAAAGCAUUAACAUGGAUACGGUCCGAACUUGGUGUUCUAAGGACGCAAGAUAAAGUAUUGAUGUCACAAUUCCAGAGAUGCCAAGAUUCCAUAGAAGAACUCAAGAAACAGCGGCCGUGGUAUGAAGUGUUCAGUGAUGACGAGGAGGAGGAAGAGGACGGUAAACAUUGGGAGGAUUGGGAGAUUGAUGAUUUUGACAAGUCCGAUGUUCGAGAAUUCAACAGAAGGUCGCAGUCAAUUCCGCACUAAAUCCAUAUCAUUACGAAGCUUGCCUAGUGUGUGAAUCGUGUUUUAUACAGCUUUCAUUCCACACAGAUCUGUCCACGUGUUAUCCACGUGUUGUGUGAAAUUAUAAUAUAUGUGAUAUUAUUUCGUGCCAUUGUUUUGAAAGUUUAUUUUCUACAGAUAUGUAAGGCCUAGUAUGUGACGUGAUAAGAGUGUUUUUAUCAUAGGUGAUAUCUAGAUAUCUUUUUGUAAUUUUUCAUUCGUAAGUUUUAUGAAGUUUGUCACAGAGUACAGUAGUGUUUUCUUCUUAUAUAGAUGUACAAUUCCUUUAUUUUCUGUAACAGAGUGAUAGUGUUUGAAACUGUACAUGAAUCUCCUACUUGUACAGAAAGAACUAAUGUGUGCUUUUGAUUUGUAAACAACUUGUAUUUUAAAGUGUUAACACGUGUUGGAUAAUUGUUGGAUUCAUCGUGAGUGCUGAACUACACAAAUGUAGUAUAAUGAGAGUGUUAAUUAAAUGAUAUGCGUAGUUUAGUGAAUUCAAAUUAGAAAAUGUGGUGUGCAACAAUUCAUCGGAUUUUUUUUUUCGUGAAAAACGUUUACAUUAAAAAUUUAUUUCAUUCUUUGACGUUUAUGUUAUAUUUCUCAAAGGCGACAGUGUAUGAAAAUAAAAGAAUUGAGUGGAUUUGUGAAAACGCAAAAAUCAUAAUUUGGCUAAUGUAUAAAGUGCACGUUGCUUGUGUGUGAAAGAAUGUUACAUCAUUGACAUUAAUCAUGUGAUAUUAAACACGUGGCAUUAAACACGUGACUUUAAACACGUGGCAUAAACACGGUACAUAACCAAUAUGAAGUAAGACAUCUAUAUUUUUGUAUUUAUUCGCAAAGGAUGAUACCGACAACGAAGUUUCCUUGUUAAUAUUUGUGUGUAGAUCUAUAUGUAAUGUAAAUAGUUUACUUUCUUAAACUUCUCUACAUUAACUUUCUUAAACUUAUCUACAUUACAGUAUUGAAAAAAAACCCGGAUGGAAUUGAUUAAGUCCGCAGCAUUUUCAUAAAUUGCGCCAAUGUUGUCAAUGUAAUUUAAAUGUUUUUAUUUAUUUAUUUUAUUUUUAUUAUUAUUAUUUUGCAAAACCGGUAUUUUGUGAAAGAUAACUCUGUUAUCUUUUUGUAUGAUUCAUUAUGUUAAUUAUUGAAACAUGUAAGGGAAGUAGCCCUAAUUUUAUAUAACUUGCCCUUGCGUUUGAUGUUAUAUGACCCGCGAGGUUUCUGCUCUUUACAAAUUUAAGGCAUGUGCUAGCAUUGAAUGACGUAUUCUCGAAAAUACAAUGUAUGUUGAUUUCAAUGUUAGAACGGUUUGAAACGACCCAUCCAAUCAAAUCAAUUACAGUAACAUCGUUUUUGUCUCAUUUGACACAAAAAACCCUUCUUAUCCAAUAAUGUUAAAGUUCUAAUCCAUCAAUAAAACAAGCUAACUUUCUUAAAUGGACUUGUCCAGCUUCUAUCAUUGAAACAGUUCAUUAUAGUUUGUGCCAUCCAAAAUGAAAAUGAAAACGAGGUUGAAUCAUAAAAAAAACAUUUUUGUAAACAAAAAUGGCACCCUCGCGAUUUUUCAUUAAAAUGUCUUCUUUUCUUGUAAAAGCAAUGUUUGAUUUAUCUACGGCAAGUCUCUGUUGUUUAUCUUUCGUAGCCAUUGCCGGAGUACACUUCAUUUUGAAGAUGAACGAGAGGAAUCACAUGUCAUGUUUCUAACUGGUUAAAAAAUCAAACUUAUGGAGCCAGCAGUACGAGCUGACCUAGCUGACAAAGCCUAAUAAUCACUUCCGGUUCCAGCAAGCUGAGCCGAAGUCUGGUUCCCUGCAAGUAUUUAAUACGGAACGGGGAAGGAAUUCCAGACUAGCUGACUUGGCCCUCUACCGGUGGCAAAGUCUAAUAAUAACUUCCUGUUCCGGGUUAAGUAAUAAAACAGCUCUGAGUUAUAAAAUGUUUCUGUUGGAAUCAACUGUAUUAAUUGUCCAAUAGGUUUAUACAAUAAGUGAGUUCAAAGUUAAAUGAAAGUCUCAUUUAGUGCUUGGAACGUACAAUGUAAAUAAUUCUGAUUUUUUUUAUUUGUAGAGAAUAAAACCCAGAUACUUAUUAAAUAGUUUUAUUAAGAAAUAAGUAACAGUUAACUGUAAAUGUAAAUGAAAGCGUGAGUGUAAUUCUUCUACCUCAUUGUCUAUGUACCUCAUUGUCUAUGUACCUCAUUGUCUAUGUACCUCAUUGUCUAUGUACCUCAUUGUCUAUGUACCUCAUUGUCUAUGUACCUCAUUGUCUAUGUACCUCAUUUAUUAGAACUAAUCAGCAGCGCAACGACACUAUGCUCCUCGUAGCCGUUUUCAAACAUUUCUGAACAGGGAAGGUCCCUUUUAAAAUUAACCACUAGGGCUUGCACAGAUUUCUGGCUUUAAAGCAGCACGUCCCAAGGUUCAUGCUAUUUUUCAAGAAAAUUUUGAAAAUGUAUUUAAGAGUUAAAUUGUUUGAAGUAACCAAAAGGAAGCAUUUUACAUGUUACAAACAGCAGUCACAACACGCGUAAAUUACCAAAUAGUUGUCAAAAUAUUUUAAAAGCCUAUACUGCGUUAGUAACACAGUAGAAUUCUUUUUUAAAAAAUACUGAAAAAAUCAAUCAUUAACCGCACAUAACAUGUAAUUAAAGUAUUACUUAAAUCUUGAAUCUUUUUACUUUUCCUAAAAUCUAAGAACAUUUCGUCUCAUGUUUGAUUUUAUGGAAAAAGUUUGGCUCAUCUGUGAGGCAUGCAGCUUUUACAUAAAAUAUAUUGAAAUCGAUGUAAUUAUUUUUUUAAAUCUAUUUUUCUAGUCUUGUUAUAUUUCAAACACUGCUAACUUGUGUAUAUAUUACACUUCUUUCAAUUAGAUUAUACUUUUUCAAUUUUGGGAUCUUAAACAAUGUUCGACAUCACAUGUUGUUUUUUUUCCUGAUAAGAAAUACAUUUAAACUUACUUAAUUGGGUCAUGCAAGAGCGGGAAAAUGUUCAUAUCCAGCCAUCCUCAUUUAAUCAAAAAAUACACGUACAUGUAUUACUAUUGCAUUAUUGGGUGUUUAUGUGUGAUAUUCUUUUAUCAAUAUAAAGACACUUCUAAAAAAUUAUAAUAUAUAUAUAUAUUAUAUAAAAUGUACUUAUAAAUGAAAUAUUGAUGAAAUAAAAUAUGAAUUUUCAUUUUCCGUAUUUUCGCUGUAAAUCUUUAUUUUCUACUGCAGUGAAACAUAUUUUCCGUAUUUUCACUGGUGUCUUGCCAGACUAAUUCUAAAUUCAGCCAAUACACAAAACUUUAGAGGAAGUCUUUCAAACUAUGAUGUAAAAAAAUAGAAAAAUAUAUAUAAUAAACAGAAAAUUCAAGUUUUUUUUAUAUACAGGAUUUAUUUUUAUCUGGUGAUAUGAAAAUUAUUAUAUUUCACUCGUGGCUACCACCACUCAUGAAAUAUUUAUGUUCACAUAAUUCUAUAAAAAUAAGACUUGUAUUUAAAUUGAAUGUCCUCUAUGAAUUAUAUGAUCUGAUAUUAGACGUAUAGGUAUUUUUUAGUAAAAUCAAAAUAUCUCUUUAACCACUAACCAGACGAUUGUUAUCAGAAUAUGUGCAUGUGUUUAGUUUUGAAAUUAUAAGAGAGAUGUUAUUUUAACAUGAUGAAUGCUUAUUGUUAAAUCUAUUCUUCUAUGUUCCAUAAAAUCGUGUUUUCAAUAAAUUUUGAAUGAAAUUUA